Cantharellus anzutake is the source of this 702-nucleotide messenger RNA. RefSeq lists its product as uncharacterized. The coding region runs from base 1 to 702 and encodes 233 amino acids. The record is from RefSeq and is a predicted model, not a curated record. NCBI's taxonomy places the organism in Eukaryota, Fungi, Basidiomycota, Agaricomycetes, Cantharellales, Hydnaceae. The transcript has a single exon.
AUGGACGGAUUUUCGCUUGCCCGCCGCAUUGCUGCUUGUACUGGGGAAGCUAUCACAUAUAAGAAUCUUCCUACUCUUCUCAUCGGACCCUACUUUCCUCACGAAACCCUGUCCAUCAGGGAAUUCAUUGCAUUCCAACUUCCUCCCAUUCCAGUCCACACAAAAAGCCCCAAUGCGUGCCUCAGCCAUAAACCACCAUCUACAAAAAUAUUCUCAGAGAAUGAUGUUCGCGUAUUGGAUUGCCCUAGCCGACUUGAUGUCGAAGGGCUCAUCACAGAGUUGGAUAUGGAUGAUGAAAACCCUCUUACCUCAGUCGAGAUUGGUUCUAGUUGUAUCCCAAUAAUCAUUCUAGAAAUUUGGAGGAUUCAUUUUCAGUUGUGGGAUCUUCAAAACCUGUGGAAGGACUCACUUAAACAGACAGAAGAUUUAAUAAAGAAGGACCCUGGUCAGCAAUUUGCGAUACAGGCAGCUCAACGUAGACUUACUUUGUGCCAGUGGAAUGAGGAAAUCCAAGGGUUUUCAAGCAUAGGACAGAGUGCCAUUGGUGCCUUGAUGUGUUAUCUUUCCAUCUCAUGCCUGGUCAUGACUGACAUUUUUCACCAUAUCGAAAUUUUACAAAGCAAAGUGGAAAUGAUGAACCUGAUGGUUCGGCUCAUAUCCCCACUUGACUUGCAACUUCUUGCUGGAAGUGCUUCUCAAUGA